Messenger RNA from Daktulosphaira vitifoliae (grape phylloxera), 1578 nucleotides. RefSeq names its product guanine nucleotide-binding protein-like 3 homolog. NCBI's taxonomy places the organism in Eukaryota, Metazoa, Arthropoda, Insecta, Hemiptera, Phylloxeridae. The record is from RefSeq and is a predicted model, not a curated record. Gene Ontology annotation, cellular component: nucleolus. Bases 194 to 1543 code for a protein of 449 amino acids. The transcript is spliced from 7 exons.
CAAUUCGUACUUACUGCACGAGUGCAACAAAACUUAUGUAUAGUUUUGUUCUUAUGAAUUGUUAUGUUUUGAUUUCAAAGUUAAGUGAAUAAAUAUUAAUUAUUUUACACACAUGUGGGUUUUUUUGAACCAUAAAAAAACUUAUUUUUUUAAUACUUAAAAACUUUUUUAGUAUAUACGUAUUCUAUUUAUAAUGGCUUUACCAAAAAAAAGAAAACAAUCAAAACGACUUCUAUGUCGUACCAAGUACAAGGUAGCAAAGAAAGUACGAGAACACAACAGAAAGAAAAGAAGAGAGGCAAAAAAAAAUCCAAAAAAGAAGACAAAAAAUAGUAUGAUAAUUGCUCCCAAUAUGUGUCCAUUUAAAGAAGAAAUUAUUGAACAACUAAAUGAAGCAAAAAAAAAAGAACGUGAAAUUCGAAUGGCAAAUUUUGCUGCUAUGGAUCAACUACCAGAAGAAAAAAAAAAAAAAUCUGAGCCAUCCUUACCAUUUAGACAAAGAUGGCUUGCUAAAGAAACAAGGGAAGAUAGAUAUCCUGAUAAAAAUUAUGAAAAUAUAAUUUCAAUGUGUGAUGUUGUUUUAGAAGUACUGGACAUAAGAGAUCCAUUAGCCACCCGUUCAAAAGAAAUAGAGGAUUACUUUGCUAUAUUUUCUGAUAAAAAGCGUAUUAUUUUAUUAAACAAAAUUGAUUUAGUUCCCAAAUCUGUAGUAUCUAGUUGGGUAGACUAUUUUAGUAAAAUAGCACCAACAGUACCUUUCAGAGCUAGUCGAGAAGUUAGAAACACGCCGAAAACCAGUGCAAAAGAUCCUAACUUUUUAGCUAGAAUUAAAAAGAAGCAAGCAAAUAAAUGUUUUGGAGAAACUAUUGUAUGGAAUUACUUGUUAAAUGCUAUCAAUACACCUAUCUUAGGUAUAACUAUUGGUGUAGUUGGUAUGCCCAAAGUAGGAAAAUCCUGUGUAGUUGAUACCAUUAAGUGGAAAUAUACUAGUGGAGAUGAACCUGUACCAUCAAAAAAAAACCAAGAAGUCUGUGUAUUUCCUUUUAAUGAUGCAAAAAUUGAAUUAUUGCCUUGGAGUUGUAUUGGUGCUAAUACAAUUUUGGACAAACCUAGUGAUAGCCGCUUAUUAAUUAAACAAGCUUUGGAUGUUGAUUUACAAAAUGUAGUUCCAAUCAAACUAUGUGCACUUAUAUUACCAUUGAUAAACAGGAAUCAGUUAAAACUUAUGUAUGAUAUGUAUGUAGAAAACACUGAAGAUUACACACAAAUUCUUGAAGUAAAAGCUAGACGUAAUAGUUUAAUUAAUAAACAUGGUAAACCUGAUCAUGUAAAUGCUGCUAAAUCCUUCAUGAAAGAUCUUAAAGAUGGAAAAUUAUUGUAUUAUACAAGACCACCCAACAGUGAUGCUAAAGGAUUACUGAUGUCUCUUGACCAAGAAACCAAGGUGAAUAUAGAUGGCAUGUAUGCAAGGUUAAACAAAGAGCUAUUACACUGUAGAGAUAAACCUAGAGUAAUUUUUUUUGAUAUGACAGACUCGUGUUGAAAUUCAAUAUUAAUAAAAUAUAUUAUUUAUAGAAA